AUGAGCAACGAAAAAGGUGAAAGGGUAGAGUUCGAAGACACUCUUGAGCAGGCGCAACAACGAGCCAUGGAUUCCUAUCGCGAGUGGCCGCGGAUGGGUUUCGAAGAGUUUAUGGAGCUUUCUCCCGUCCCAGAAGACACCCAUAAGCAAGGACCGGGUGUAAAACGAUACAUGAGCCGCCAGCCAGCAUGGAUGGCAGGCAACGAGCUGCCUUGGGAUGCGCUGUUCCAAAACUUAAAGGGUCCUCGGCCGAGACACAGUGGACUAGGUGUAUUUGGCGGAUGCGUAUAUGCCCAAGCGCCUUUAGCUGCUGCGAGGGCCAUCGAAGAAGAAGAGAGGCAACAAGCUGCUGAGACUGGUGUUGUCAAGCCUGUGCCUGGAAUCCACUCGAUACAAGGCAUUUUCACAAUCCCAGGGCUCGGUGACCGGCCGUUCGUGUACGACGUCACCAAUAUAGUAUCUGCUCGCUCGUUCUUUGGGCGUCAAGUCAAUGUCCGACAGCCGAAACAGCCUUCCUCGAAUCCAACUGGUCCAUUUCCGGAUUCAGACGCCGAACUCCCUCUCAACGAUGUUUGCUUCAGCUGCAUCACUACCUUCAAGCGGCCCGCGGAAGGGGCAGACGACGUCCAGUCAUCCAUGUCUGCUCAGAAACGAUACGCAGAUAUACUGUCACAACGAGCUCCCGAUGAAUGGGAGCCUGCACCACAAUCCGAUAUCGACAUCAUCACCUCGCUUUUCAAAGAUUACAAAGGCCACGGAGCGUUUCCGAUGCUAGACAUGUACAAGGUCGACAUGACGGACUACAACGACGACAAGGACGUUCCAGACCGCCGCCAGUUAAUGCUGUACAGACCUCUUAAGCCUAUCCCAAAGGAAGACGUCAACGGGCAUAUUGUCUGUCAUGCUUUUGAAGCAGACAGGAACGGGCUGAUCAUGCUUGGAAACCAUAUGGGUUACGGGUUCAACAUGGGCAUGGCCGCCAGUCUCAGCUAUUCGUUCUAUGUGCACACCAACCCUGAAGAUGCGGUGAUGGAUGCUGAAGGGUGGUGGAUCCAGGAGAUAAACUGGCCUAGAGUUAGUGCAAACAGAUGCAUGAUGGAGAGCAAGAUUUGGAGUCCAGAGGGUAAACACGUGGCUAGUGCGUACCAAGAUGGUAUGCUUGUGCCGGCACGAGGGCCUAUGGAGGUGAAGGAAUCAAAGCUGUAG
This is a messenger RNA of Pochonia chlamydosporia 170, 1206 nucleotides long. Its product is annotated as acyl-CoA thioesterase. The record is from RefSeq and is a predicted model, not a curated record. The transcript is spliced from 2 exons. Bases 1 to 1206 code for a protein of 401 amino acids. Gene Ontology annotation, molecular function: fatty acyl-CoA hydrolase activity. Gene Ontology annotation, biological process: fatty acid catabolic process; acyl-CoA metabolic process. Gene Ontology annotation, cellular component: peroxisomal matrix. NCBI's taxonomy places the organism in Eukaryota, Fungi, Ascomycota, Sordariomycetes, Hypocreales, Clavicipitaceae.